This is a messenger RNA of Oncorhynchus nerka (sockeye salmon), 644 nucleotides long. Its product is annotated as RNA binding protein fox-1 homolog 1. Gene Ontology annotation, biological process: nervous system development; regulation of alternative mRNA splicing, via spliceosome. The record is from RefSeq and is a predicted model, not a curated record. Gene Ontology annotation, molecular function: mRNA binding. Lineage: Eukaryota; Metazoa; Chordata; Actinopteri; Salmoniformes; Salmonidae. The transcript has 8 exons. The annotation marks the transcript as partial. Gene Ontology annotation, cellular component: cytoplasm; nucleus.
ACAGAGGAGGAGUCUCAGACAGACAGUCAGCAGCAGAGCCAGUCGUCUGACAGUUGUAACAGUAAGACUCAACCCAAGCGUCUCCAUGUCUCCAACAUACCCUUCAGAUUCAGGGACCCAGACCUCAGGCAAAUGUUUGGCCAAUUUGGUCAAAUCUUAGACGUUGAAAUCAUUUUUAACGAGCGGGGCUCUAAGGGUUUUGGGUUCGUAACAUUCGAGCAUAGUGCGGACGCUGACAGGGCGCGAGACAAAUUACAUGGCACGGUCGUAGAAGGUCGUAAAAUAGAGGUCAACAAUGCAACGGCACGGGUAAUGACCAAUAAGAAGACAGUCAAUCCUUAUGCAAAUGGGUGGAAGUUGAACCCAGUAGUCGGUGCAGUCUACAGUCCAGAGUUCUAUGCAGUACCGGGCUUCCCCUACUCAGCAGCCAGUGCUGCGGUGGCGGCCUACAGAGGAGCCCAUCUAAGAGGUCGAGGGCGUACGGUCUACAACACAUUCAGAGCAGCCGCACCCCCACCUCACAUCCCCACUUACGGAGGUGUUGUUUACCAGGAUGGAUUUUAUGGUGCAGAUAUUUAUGGGGGCUAUGCUGCCUACAGGUAUACUCAGCCUGCUGCCGCCACAGCUGCUGCAUUCGGUGACAG